Zonotrichia leucophrys gambelii is the source of this 4818-nucleotide messenger RNA. RefSeq names its product RB transcriptional corepressor 1 (gene RB1). The record is from RefSeq and is a predicted model, not a curated record. Gene Ontology annotation, biological process: neuron projection development; negative regulation of G1/S transition of mitotic cell cycle; cell morphogenesis involved in neuron differentiation. Bases 64 to 2826 code for a protein of 920 amino acids. The transcript is spliced from 27 exons. Gene Ontology annotation, molecular function: RNA polymerase II transcription regulatory region sequence-specific DNA binding. Gene Ontology annotation, cellular component: chromatin; Rb-E2F complex; nucleus. NCBI's taxonomy places the organism in Eukaryota, Metazoa, Chordata, Aves, Passeriformes, Passerellidae.
CGGGAGCCGGCGGCCCCUGGUCAGUGCCGCCCGCGGCGGGCGCUCCCGGCAGCCGCUCCCGCCAUGCCGCCCAAGCCCCCGCGCAGGGCGGCCUCCGCCCGGACGCAACGCCCCAGCCCCGACGGCGGCUCCGCGCCGCCCGCCGCCCCCCGGGUCGAGGUGGGCGAAGCGGACUUCGUCGUGCUCUGUGAUGCGCUGAAGGUGUCGGAGAGCGUGAGGGAGAAAGCGUGGAAGACGUACGAGAGCUUGUCGGCAGCGGACGGAGCUCUGGCUUGCAACACAAAGAAAAAGGAAACAUGGGGUGUAUGUAUCUUUAUUGUAGCAAUUGAUCUGGAUGAAGUGACAUUUACUUUCACUGAGCUUUUGAAAAGUAUAAAAAUGAGUGUAUGCACAUUUUUUCAGUUUCUGAAAGAGGUGGAUGUUAACAUGGAUACUGUAAGCACUAAAGUUGAUAGCACUGUAUCAAGGCUGAAAAAGAAAUACGAUGUAUUAUUUGCACUAUACCACAAGUUUGAAAGGACUUGUGGCCUUAUUUAUCUGGAACAACCUAGUAGUGAGAUUUCUGCUGAACUCAGUUCUGUAUUAGUCCUAAAAAAUUACUGGAUUACUUUUUUGCUGGCAAAAGGUAAAGUGUUGCAAGUGGAAGAUGACCUGGUGAUUUCUUUCCAGUUGUUGCUGUGUGUCUUAGAUUAUUUUAUCAAACUGUCACCUCCUGCUAUGCUCAAGGAACCGUACAAGUCUUCUGUGCCUGCAGUGACUGUGAAUGGUUCAGCUCGCACUCCGAGGAGAGGUCAGAGCAGGAGUUCACGCACUGCCAAGCAGCUUGAUACCGACACAAAAAUUAUUGAAAUCCUUUGUAAAGAGCACGAUUGUAAUUUAGAUGAGGUCAAAAAUGUGUAUUUCACAAGCUUCAUUCCUUUCUUGAAUUCUGCUGGUAUUGUAGCUUCCAAUGGACUGCCGGAGGUUGAAGUUAUCUUGAAACAGUAUGACGAGCUCUAUCUCAAGAACAAAGAUAUAGACGCGAGACUGUUCCUGAAUCAUGAUGAGACUCUGCAGCCUGCUGUCAUUGCAUGCUCACAGUUGGAGAGGACACCACUAAAAAACAAUGCAGAUGAGGAAAUCAAUAUUAUACUUCCACAGACUCCUGUUCGAGCGGCAAUGAAUAACAUUCAGCAGUUGAUUAUGAUUUUAAACUCAGCAACUGAUAAACCAUCAGAUACUCUCAUCAAGUACUUCAAUAAUUGCACAGUGAACCCUAAGGAUAGUAUCCUGAAAAGAGUGGAAAGUUUUGAACACAUCUUCAGAAAGAAAUUUGCUGAAGCAGUUGGACAGGGAUGGGCUGAAAUUGGCUCACAGAGGUACAAGCUUGGAGUGCGUCUCUAUUACAGAGUAAUGGAGUCCAUGCUGAAGUCGGAGGAAGAGCGCCUCUCGGUGCAAAAUUUCAGCAAACUUCUGAAUGAUAACAUCUUCCACACAUCUCUUCUGGCAUGUGCUGUUGAGGUUGUCAUGGCUACAUAUGGCAGAAAUGCUUCACAAGGUGACAGUACCAGUGCUGAAACAGAUUUGUCUUUCCCAUGGAUUCUCAAUGUAUUUGAUUUAAAAGCUUUUGACUUCUACAAGGUGAUUGAAAGCUUUAUUAGAGCAGAACCCAACCUAACACGGGAAAUGAUAAAGCAUCUAGAGCACUGUGAACAUCGAAUUAUGGAGUCUCUCGCUUGGCAAUCUGGGUCGCCUCUGUUUGAUCUUCUCAAGCAGUCAAAAGAGCGAGAAGGCCAAGCUGACCAGCCUGAACCCACUGCUACUCCCAAUACACCUUUCCAGCAUAACCACACUGCUGCAGACCUCUAUCUUUCUCCUGUGAAAUCUCCUAAGAAGAAGGCAUCUGGACCUCCUCUAAGUGCUACUCCCCCUCCAGAUGUUCCACCUGCUGUGGCCCCCCAAACACCGCAGAAACCGCAGAAAUCUACCUCCCUCUCUCUGUUCUACAAGAAAGUGUAUCUACUGGCCUAUCGUCGACUCCAUACCCUGUUCCUUCACCUUCUCGCCGACCAUCCUGACCUGGAACCCUUGAUCUGGACCCUCUUCCAGCACACACUGCAAAAUGAGUAUGAACUAAUGAGAGACAGGCACCUGGACCAGAUCAUGAUGUGUUCCAUGUAUGGCAUAUGCAAAGUAAAGAAUGUAGAUCUUCGAUUUAAAAUGAUAGUUUCAGCAUACAAGGAGCUUUGCAACACAAAUCAAGAGACUUUCAAACGUGUUCUUAUCCGAGAAGAACAAUAUGACUCCAUCAUAGUCUUUUACAACUUAGUGUUCAUGCAGAGGCUGAAAACAAACAUUUUGCAGUAUGCUUCCAGCAGGCCUCCCACUCUGUCACCAAUCCCACACAUUCCUCGCAGUCCUUACCAGUUCUCCAACUCUCCUCGGCGUGUCCCUGCUGGCAAUAACAUCUACAUCUCACCUCUCAAGAGUCCAUACAAAUUCUCUGAUGGGUUUCAGUCACCCACAAAGAUGACUCCAAAAUCUAGAAUUUUGGUGUCCAUUGGAGAAUCAUUUGGGGCUUCUGAAAAGUUCCAAAAAAUCAACCAGAUGUUGUGCAACAGUGAGGGGCAGCUGAAGCGCAGUGCAGACGUGGGAGCCGCUGCCCCGAAGCCACUGAAGAGGCUGCGCUUCGAUAUCGAGGGGACGGACGAGGCAGAUGGAAGCAAACACCUACCCCAGGAGUCCAAGUUCCAACAAAAGCUUGCAGAAAUGACAUCUACUCGAACAAGAAUGCAAAAGCAGAAGCUGAAUGAUGGAAAUGAUACCUCAGCUACUGAAGAUAAGUGAGAUUCUUCUCAGGACCAGGGGCUGCACUCCCAGCCCUCUUAAGAUUGUUUUUGUUUUACAGCCUUCAUUAAUAGACUUGCUUUUUAGUUGCUUUCAGUUCCAAACUGCUAGUUGAAAACAUUUUACUUUUUAAAUUGUUAAAUGUUUUCCAUUAUACUUUGCCUUAUGAUGUAGCAUAUAUACAAUGUAAGCCACUGAAUUUAAUUUAUAUAUUUUUUGAGGAUUUUUUAAAAGUCUUGGGAAGUGUCUGAAUUUCCUGUUGCAGCAUUACUGAUUUAAGCCAGUUCAGUCUCGUUGGAUUGAAUUUUUUAUGUCUAAAGAUGAAAUGUUAGCUAGAAUGAUUUUGAAAUGCACUAAUUUUGUUUCUUAGCUUUGAUUAUUAGAUUUGCAUUAUUUACAAAUUUUGAAAAUGGUGGGCCAAUUACUGCAAAGACUUCCUGUCUCUGUUCAUAAUUAGCACAUCAAAUUCCCAUUAAAUUUAAUGGGACAGCAGCUGGGGGCCUUGCAGAGAAGGGGCCUCACCUCAAGAGUACAACCUGAAUUCAAAGUGAAAUCAUUUCAUAGCCUUACUACUGAAACCAACACUUGGCAUUUUGUAGUUUUGCUUCCCCAGCUCCCACCCCAGUGUUAUUUUGGAAGGCAGUUACACUGUCCCUUAGUUUUAAUUUCAUGGAGUAUGAAUCCCAUAGAGAUUCAUCCCAGAAUCCCACACUGAAACUUCCCAGAAGCUGAAGCUUCCUCCCAUAUGCAGAGUAAUUGACGUACCCUUUCUUAUCUUGGGAAAUCUCAAGUAUUACAAGAAAAAAACAAAACAAAAACCCCCCCAAAAAACCCCCAAAAACCAACAAACCUAAACCAUACCUGGUACACACAAGAUUUCAAAAUUCUAAAGAUGUAGAAUUUUCUUGAUUUCUUCAAAUUUUCACCUCACUGUAGCCAAGCCAAAGAGCUUGAGGAACAGCUGGAAGCUGUGUCUCCAGCUGGGUUCCAGGUGAGAGCAGCCUGGUCUCUAAAAGCACAGGGCAUCCCCUGUUGGCCUUUCUGCAGCAUCUGCAAAAACCUGGACGUGGUGAACCCACGUUGGGAAAACCCUUCUGCCUUUGCUGAAAAGGCAGAUAAUUGGGCAACUUGUCAAUGGUUGCAACUAGCAAAAAAACCCAAACAAAACCAUCCAAUACUUUUUUCAUAUUUUGUAUUUGUAAGUUACUGAUUCAGAUACUGGAACUUUUCUUGCAACAAGAAAGUUUUUUUAAAAUAGCCAAUUAACAAAAGCACAUGUUUUAUUUCCAGUGGAUUAAAAUAUAAGUAAAUCAAUUGUCCUGCUUCGAAAUUACCCAUUUUUAUGAAUUUUAGCUUUUGCAGCUUCUUAAGUCAAGAACAAUAAAAAAGCAUGCUAUUAAUGGCACAAACAUUUUAAACCAAUGUCUUCCAGGGAGCUUAUUUACAGAUUGUUUAGCUGAUCCUAGAGUACUUAGAGUAGGAAGUUUUUCAAAGUUCUUGUGUUGAUUCAAAGCUAACCAUAGAACUACUAAAAAUUCUAUGAGCAGCAAAAACUGUAAAUUAAUUUAAAAAUAAUAUUGAGGGGUGUUUUAGACUCAGUAUGGCUCCAACUUCCUUAUUGAAAAUGUACAGAACUUUCUAGAGUACCUUAUGUUUAUUUUCUCACUUUCUGCAGUUUUUCAGACAGGAUAUAUGUUAACAUUGGGGUGCACUGACUGUAAGCUCUGUUACAGCAGUCCUUGGGCUGGAGGGAUGAUACAGAGUCCAGUAUCUACACAGAUUCAUUCUUUCUUUACUGUGACAGUUUUUUUUUUUUUUGUUCAAACAGACUGAAGGCUUUACAUCAAAUGUACAAUAUUAUUUUAUACAACUAAUCAGUUUCUUGCCUUUCAAGAUAAAUAAAAUAGCUUUUAAAGGAUUUACAGUCAGUGAUUUUCUUGUAUUAGGUGAUUUCAUAUGGUACCUAUCCAAAUAAAUACAUACUGAAACUAA